Ailuropoda melanoleuca (giant panda) is the source of this 3691-nucleotide messenger RNA. It is a transcript of the gene ZXDC, whose product is annotated as ZXD family zinc finger C. The record is from RefSeq and is a predicted model, not a curated record. Gene Ontology annotation, cellular component: nucleus. Gene Ontology annotation, biological process: regulation of transcription by RNA polymerase II. Gene Ontology annotation, molecular function: transcription coregulator activity. The annotation marks the transcript as partial. The transcript has 11 exons. Lineage: Eukaryota; Metazoa; Chordata; Mammalia; Carnivora; Ursidae.
CCGCCGGGCGAGGAGGCCGCGAGCCCGGCCGAGGGCCGCCGCGGUCCCCAGGGUCCCGGCUCUGGUGCCCCGGGCUACCGCUGCCCCGAGCCGCAGUGCGCGCUCUCCUUCGCCAAGAAGCACCAGCUCAAGGUGCACCUGCUGACGCACAGCAGCAGCCAGGGCCGGCGGCCCUUCAAGUGCCCCCUGGACGGCUGCGGCUGGGCCUUCACUACCUCCUACAAGCUCAAGCGGCACCUGCAGUCGCACGACAAGCUGCGGCCCUUCGGCUGCCCGGUGGGCGGCUGCGGCAAGAAGUUUACCACCGUGUACAACCUCAAGGCGCACAUGAAGGGCCACGAGCAGGAGAACUUGUUCAAGUGCGAGGUGUGCUCCGAACGCUUUCCCACGCACGCCAAACUCAGCUCCCACCAGCGCAGCCACUUCGAGCCCGAGAGGCCCUACAAGUGUGACUUUCCCGGCUGCGAGAAGACAUUCAUCACAGUGAGUGCUCUGUUUUCCCAUAACCGAGCUCACUUCAGGGAGCAAGAACUCUUUUCUUGCUCCUUUCCUGGGUGCAGCAAACAAUAUGACAAAGCCUGUCGCCUGAAAAUUCACCUGAGAAGUCAUACAGGUGAAAGACCUUUUAUUUGUGACUCUGACAGUUGUGGCUGGACCUUCACCAGCAUGUCUAAACUCCUACGACACAAAAGGAAACACGAUGAUGACCGGAGGUUUACCUGCCCCGUUGAAGGCUGUGGAAAGUCAUUCACGAGAGCAGAGCACCUGAAAGGCCAUAGCAUCACCCACCUGGGCACAAAGCCGUUCGAGUGUCCUGUGGAAGGGUGCUGUGCCAGGUUCUCUGCCCGUAGCAGCCUCUACAUUCACUCCAAGAAACACCUGCAGGAUGUGGGUGCUCCGAAAAGCCGUUGCCCGGUGUCCAGCUGUAACAGACUCUUCACCUCCAAGCACAGCAUGAAGGCGCAUGUGGUCCGACAGCACAGCCGGCGCCCAGAUCUCUUCCCUCAGCUUGGAGCUCCAAGUUCUCUUACGCACAGCAGUGAACUUGGCAGCCCAGGCCAAAGUGAGCUCAACAACAUAGACCUGGCAGCGCUCUUCUCUGAUGCACCUGGUGAUGGUGGUAGUGUGGCGGGGGCCUCAGACGAGGCGCUGAACUCUGGAAUCCUGACUAUUGAUGUUACUUCUGUGAGCGCCUCACUCGGAGGAAACCUUCCUGCUAAUAAUAGUUCCUUGGGGCCCAUGGACCCACUGGUGUUGGUGGCCCACAGUGACAUUUCUCCAAGCCUGGAUAGCCCUCUCGUUCUUGGGACAGCAGCCACAGUUCUUCAGCAAAGCAGCUUCAGUGUGGAUGAUGUGCCGACUGUAAGCGCAGGAGCAUUAGGCUGUCUGGUGGCUCUGCCUGUGAAGAACUUGAGUCCAGACCCACAGGCUUUGACCUCAGGUGGUCACUUAGCAGACACCACCACCACACUGACCUCUCCGAGCCCCGCACCUGGAAACACCGGUGGCCCAGAACUGCUGGCUCCAAUCAAAGUGGAACCGGACUCGCCUCCUGGCCCCAACGCCGCCAGGCAGCAGGAACGGAGCCGAGGGGCGCCCAGGUCGGUGUUCUGCAGCCCUGCAGAAAGGCACAGUCCUCAGAAAGACACGGGGCUCAGUGCGGGGACCGGCAACUUCUAUUUGCUGUGUGACGUUGGGCUGCCUCGAUUCUCUGAGCACAGGUGGUGUGUGGUGAAUGGGUUACAGGAAAGUGGGGGCUCAGCAAGAACUGAUUCCCGAGCCAUUCAACUAGCCAAGAAAAAAAAGCAGAAAGGAACUGGGAGCAACGCAGGAGCCUCGGGGUCCGCUCAGAGGAAAAUGAAAGGUGGCAAAGUCAGUCCUACUCAUUUCCACACCAGCCAGACUGGUUGGUUGUGUGGGAACGUUGUGGUGCCCAGCGGAGGCCUGCCAGGACCAACUCCGGUGGCCGGUGUGCAGUGCGUUCAGGUCCAGCUACUGCAGGAUGACCCCUCAGGUGAAGCAGCCUCGCCAUUGGUUCUUGGCCCGCAGCCUUCCACCCUGCACCCCCUGUUUGCGGUCGAUGUGCCCGUCUAUGUCCUCCAGGAGGUGCUUCCUGCAGCUGGAGGGGCUGCCGGGCCCGAGGAGGUGCGGUGUGCGGGGGGCACCAUCAACCUACGGGACCUGCAGUGACAGCGGCCCUCUGCCCUGGGGACCUGCAGGCCACGCCUCCAGUCUGCCGCCUCCCAGACUCCCUGACGGGGUUUACAGGCCUGGGGGAGACCUCACUGGGUUUCUGCUCGGAAGGCUAGCCCAGUUCCUCCGAGACUUUGGGGCACGGUUCCCAGACGUGGUUUUGGUACAUUUUAUCAGGAACGAGUUUGGGGCAGUAUUCCUUGAAAUCGCCCCUCGGGGCAAAGCCCGUGCGGUUCCGGGCUUGGCUGUGCGCAGACAGCCUUCGUCCCCUGUCAUCUAAGCCACCGAGCCCGUGCUGCAGGGUUCGGAAAACAGCCUUCGGCGGGAAGUAGGGUAGAGCACCGCUUCCCUUGUCAGAUAGGACUUCAUCUGUAGUAAAAGCAGAUGGGGUCUUUCUCCUUCCAUGUUUUAGCAUUUGGCCUGAGAGAGAUCUAGAAAGCGUUUCCCUUUAUGAGAGCUAACAGGCUGUUUCCAGGCCCCUUGGGUGGUGGUUGUGGUUGGGCUGAUUCUGUCACACCACAGGGCAGAAGCGGUCCCGUCGUCAGGGUGAAGCCAAAUUCGAAUCCCUGUUUUGGCAGGGCGCGCGGGCAGCCCGUUGGGGGGGUGCAGAGGGGCACACACUGGGGCGCUGUUCGCGAGCCCUCCGCGGAGAGGCCACAUUUAAAGCUCCUAAUUUGGGGAUGGUAGAGGUAAAACUUUACAUUUUUCUAAAUUCUGUAUUUGAGCGUUCGUGUUGAUUAAGAAUUUGUGCACGGUUUCUACAGUCACGGUUGUGUGCACGCAGUCACGGGGACAGGGAGAACGGCGUGCACUGUCCCCGUGUACUUCUGCACAGGAGGCGAGCUGAUGACCUAGAACAUAUUUACCUGUUUGUCAGCGGGACUGGCCACAGGGUCGCUCAGAAAUGCUGUCGUUUGCCUUGUGCCUUUUGAACCGCACGUUGAUUCACAUGCUGUUUUGGUUCUUGGACUUGGACUUGUCCAAACCCUGCCUGUCCUGUGUUUCUUUAUUUUUGAGUUUUUGGCCUUGGGCUUUUGGGAAUGACCCCAGCAUUUGGUGGUGAGUCCUCUGUCUGCCCUGCUCUGAGGUGCUGUCUCCAGGGUGCUUCUCCACCCACAGGAACUUGGGCCCCAUUUAUAAACAGUUUUUACCCACAGAGCUCUGUGCUGCGUCACAGACUAAAGUUUUGUGUCAGCCUCCAGGUCGCCCAGCAGCCCCCUCCCUCCACAAGGAGCCAGCCUGCCUGCCAGGGUGGCCUUGGGGGCCGGGUGGCCUGAUGGCCACACUGCACUGUCUUUCUGAUAGGAGGAGGGGCUGGGCCACGGAAACGCUGUCUCUGGGGUGGGUCACUGGAUCUUUCCCCGGAACGUACCCCUGGGAAUGUCCACCACCACAAUGUGAUUGGUACUGGCUGUCAGUUUUCUGGGCACUGGGCUCCCUGGUGGCAGUGGGCCCAACUUCUGGUACAAAUGAAUAAAAGUUUUUGUAUAGUCAGGUA